GAGAGAGAGAGAGAGAGAGAGAGAGAGAGCAAACACAAGGACUGCAGGCUUCACAUGCACAUAUUCCCACGAAACACCCUCAAAAUCCCAAUGCCCGAAAGAGGCAGAAGAAGCCACUGAGAAAGCAAGGUCAUUCUAGAACAGGAAAGCAAAGGCGGAGCAGAAGCAUAGGCAGUAGGGCGUUGAGCGGCAGCAUGGAGGAACUCUCAGGCAAAGACAAACAACUGAUCCGGGACAGCUGGGAGAAACUGGGAAAGAACAAGGUCCCACACGGCAUUGUCAUGUUUACCAGGCUGUUCGAACUGGACCCGGCUUUGCUCAGCCUCUUCAGCUACAAGACCAAGUGUGGUGCGGUGCCGGACUGCCUCUCCAGCCCUGAGUUCCUCGACCAUGUCACCAAGGUGAUGGUGGUGAUCGACGCAGCCGUCAACCAUCUUGAUGACCUGCAUUCUUUGGAAGACUUCUUGCUGAACCUGGGCAAGAAGCACCAUGCUGUGGGUGUUAAAACCCAGUCCUUCGCCGUGGUUGGAGAAGCCCUGCUCCACAUGCUGCAGUGCAGUCUGGGCGCCAGUUACACCACGGCACUGCGCCAGGCGUGGCUCAACAUGUACAGCGUGGUGGUGUCAGCCAUGACCAGAGGCUGGGCCAAGAACGGAGAGCACAAAUCCAACUGAGCAGAGGCCAGAGAUGACGUGAGCUUUACACUGACGUGGACCCACCAGUGGUUCGCAUGUGGCUGCUGGGUAGAAUAGCAUGGGCAGGGAGGACAUAGUACCUUAAGCACUGGAGAAAGGAUGAAUUUAUUGAUCUGCUGGGAUGAGUUGUGUGCUGACUGCCUAAAAGUCCCUGUAUCUGGGACCUUUGUAGUAAGUGGCUAGAGAUGAUGAAAGCUAUGGGGGCAAUAACUUGUAGAUUUGAUCUUCUGAAGCAGAGGCAAGAGUUUAAGGUUGAUGUUUCAGAGAUGGAACUGGCCUUGUAUAUAAUGACUCGCUGUGUCUCCUCAAACUAUCUGUAAUGGGUGUUGUGCUGUUUUUGAUGUUUCUUACAUGGGUGUCAUGAAACGGAGUUAAGACUAUGCACCAGUCGGCCUAUUCUCCAGGAGCUGGGCUGUUUUGUGAGACCUUUCUGCUUUGAAAAGUCUCAUGGCCUGAUCUUUUUCUACUAAGAUCCCAAGAAUGCUCUGACUAGUAAUCUGAUAAGAUGAUAAAUAGUUUAAUGCCCAGUAAAUAACCUCAACAUAAAGUUUGUUCAAUGACCUAACAGAACAGAUUAUUUUCCAAGUUUAAUGUAUAAUUUUCUCUAAAAAAGAAUUUCAGGAGAAAAUAAGCAGUCAGUUAGAGGAUGAAACGUCUUUGUAAAUAAAGAACUGUCAGGCUCAUUUACCUGUCCAAAAUAACAAAAGCUUCCCCACAACCUUUCAAAGACUGUUAGUUUCUUGGUGCAAUGUUAUUACCUUACAUGUUCAUAUAUCACAGUUAUUUUUAUAAACGAAUACACUAACAAAGGACUCGGCCAGACUGUUAUCAUGAACAGACUGUUAUGUCAUAUAUAUGCUGAUCUCCUUACUGAGUUCGAUGAAGAGGUCAUAAUUCAGCACUGGUGCAGCUGAAACCUAGGUACAUAAGAUAAUUAGGUCUGAAAAUUCCUUUUCACCUUAUUUGUCUUAUAGUGCUGCAGUUGAAUGACAUUUGCUGUUUAACGAGUUUCUUUUACAUGGCUUGCACAUUGUACAAGUCAUAAGUAACAAAUAUUGACAGGAGAGUUGAAUAUAUUAUUGGUAUUUGUUAAGCCCUAGAUGUUAAAAGCGAUGAUAUCCUUUUUGCUGCUAUAAAUAAAGUAUAAUAGAAUCUUAACAGUACUACAGAAAUGUGCUCCACUUUCUAUAAGAAAUACUACUACUCUGGAACUGGUAAUGCCAAGUAUCUUAAAAUGUGCCAAGUCACCCUGACAUUGGCACUAAGUGUUAUAUUGCACAACCUUUUAGUCUUUUGCUUUGUAUCUGUUCCUCUGUAUCAUACCAACUACCGUAUUUACAGGCAAUUUUUUAUUUAUUUCAUCAUGUAUGUGGAUACAUAAUGGUAUUACUUGGUGGUGCUGUAUGAUAUUUUUGUGGAAAAUAAUUAUUCUCUCUCUGUCAAUAACACAAUUAGAUCAUUAUACGACUGGCUUUGCAGUAACCACUGAGACUUCACUGACUUUCAGUAGAACAUGAUCAAGUUAAUUUAAAUAAACUGUUAGACACAUUAUCUUUACUAGGCACAUUCUCUCAAUCUUUUAAAAAGGCCUCACUUAUUGUAAGCAGUGUUUUAGAGUGUAAUAUUUUCCUAGCACUAAAUAGACUUGUGGUCGAUAGCUAUUAAUCCUAAAAUUUCUCUGUGAGUGUAUUGCUGUGUUUAAAUGAGUAAUAAUUGAUAUUCUCUUUAUAUUCUGUAUCUGAAGUGUCUGGAGGUCUACCUCAGUUUUGUAGCUGCUAAAGAACAGCGAUGAUAUGACCUGACUCCUCAACCAAAAAUACUGAUGCUUCACAACCCCUGUUCAUCUUCUGUUUUCUUCACCCAUCCAAAAUGUAACUCAGACAAUUCUGGGCUCUGUCAAUGUUUUCUGUCAGGAUUUGUUCCAAGCUCAAGUGUUCAAAGUUCAAAUGACCUGAAUAAAGAUUACUCUAAGUGUCUUUUUUUUUUUUUUGGAGAUAAACUUUUGGCAUUUUCAUUAUAAAAUAUGUAUUGUAUUCUGUCUUCUCUUGUUCUAUAGCAUUAUGUAACAUAGAUGGACAGCUCUU
Molecule: messenger RNA, 2779 nt
Organism: Electrophorus electricus (electric eel)
Lineage: Eukaryota; Metazoa; Chordata; Actinopteri; Gymnotiformes; Gymnotidae
Source: RefSeq, a predicted model, not a curated record